AUGGGCCAAGUAGAGCUGCUGCUGGAGCAACGCCAGCAGCAGCAGCAGCAGCAGCAGCAGCAGCAGCAGCAGCAGCAGCGGGAGCCGCUGGAGCAGCAGCCCGCCUGCGCAGAGCGCAGCUAUACAAUGUUGCAGCAGAACAACUCCGUAAAGCGCAACAAAACAGAAGUGCUGCGAGCGCCGCCGACGCGUGCGGCCGGACCAGACCGGUGCACGGAGCAGCAGCAGCAGCAGCAGCAGCAGCUGCUGCUGCUGCUGCAUAAGCUGCUGCUGCACCUCACUUCCUUUAUACUUUUGGAUAACAAGACAGCGGCCCUAACUCAGGGCGGGGCCCAGCAGCAGCAGCAGCAGCAGCAACUGCUUUUGCUUUUCCCCCCCGGCUGUUUGCUGCUGGGCUUCGCGGCGCUGCAGCAGCAGCUAACACAACAGCAGCAGAGCUCCCGCAGCAAAAGCAGCAGCAGCACAGCUGCAGCAGCAACCGCAGCCGCUGCUGCUCCUCAGCGCGCCUCUUUAGCUUUCAAGAAAGAUACGUGGCGGAGCCUGGGUCUAUCCCUAGCAGCAGCAGCAGCAGCAGCAGCAGCAGCAGCAGGCAGCGCCACAGCUGCAGCAGGGCCCAUGGGUCACUGGACCCCAGAGGGCCCUGAUCCCCCGCAGCAGCAGCCGCCGCAGGAUCAGGAGCAGCAGCAGCAGUCUCCACUGCCACAGCAGAAGCAGCAGCUGCUGCUCCGCGAGCAGCAGCAGCUGCUGCACCAGUCGCAGUUGCAGCAGCAGCAGCAGCAGCAGUUCCAGUGGCACCUGUCCGACAGCUCAGGCUGCAGCAGAACUCCCAGCCCCCAGGCCUCCCUCAGCAGCAGCAGCAGCAGCAGCAGCAGCAGCAGCAGCUCUUUUUCAGAUGAAUCUUUAGGGGGGGCCUCUACCCAGUCCCAGCCAGCAGCAAGGGCCCCCAGGGGCCCCCUGCGCUGCGGGGGCCCCCGGCGGGGGCCCCCCUCAGGGGGCCCCCGGGGCCCCCACGGCCGCCGGGGGCCAGCCGUGAGCAGGUGCAGCAGCAGCAGCUGCAGCAGGAGCUGCAGCAGCAGCAGCAGCAGACACAGACGCCGAGCAGCAGCAGCAAGCCGGCUGGUCUUGCGCAGGGCCCGCCAAAUGAAAAGAAAGACAAGGGGGCCCCCUGCUGCUGCUCCGGACCCCAAUGACUUCUUUUAUUCCACCACCUACCCUCCCGUAGGCGCAGCAGCAGCAGCAGCAGCAGCAGCAGCAGCAAGAACUGCGGCAGCAGCAGCGGAAACAGCAGCAGCAGCAAAUUCAGUUGCACACGGCCCUGCAGGGGAAGCAGCGUCCGGCGCCACAAGUGGCUGCCAGGGAGACGCCGGACUCAAGCAGCAGCAGCAGCAGCAGCAGCAGCAGCAGCACAUUGCACUUCCGAAGCAGCAGCAGCAGCAGCGCAGCAGCAGCGUUGCUGUGGGAGACACCAGCACGAGGCUGAGCAGCAGCACCAACACAACGGUCCCAUCUCUCGCUGAGACACUAGACGCCCCCACAGCAGCAGCAGCAGCAGCAGCAGCAGCAGCAGCAGCAGCAGGUACAGUGACAGACUGGAGCAGCAGAGCCUCUCUAGGCCCCUCGCGCUCCAAUACAAGUUCCCAAGGGCUCCGGGGGCCCCCAGCAGCUCCGGACCCACCGGGGGCCCCCCAGGGGCCCCCAGGGGCCCCCCAGGGGCCCCCAGGGGCCCCCCAGGGGCCCCCAGGGGCCCCCCAGGGGCCCCAGGGGGCCCCCCAGGGGCCCCAGGGGGCCCCCCAGGGGCCCCCAGGGGGCCCCCUGGGGCCCCCAGGGGGCCCCCAGGGGCCUCCGGGGGCCCCUGGCCCUUCAACGUUUCGUUUAGAUUCUGAAGACAGCAGCAGCGACCGGAAAGAGAGGCGGCGGCGACGACCUACGGCCUCGGUGGCGCAGCUGCCCACAGGGAGAGUUGCUGCUUUGCGGCAGCGGCUAGAGCGCCGCAUAGAGCGGAAGCGGCGGUGGAGGCCCGGGAAGCUUCUUGCGGCGUGGGCACGAGACGGCGUGGCCUUAUCAUCCCGACGCAGCUUCCGCCAGCUUCACAGCAGCCGUUCGCAGCAACGACCGCGAAGCCACGCAGCAGCAGCAGCAGCAACAGCAGCAACAACACAAGCAGCAACAACAGCAGCAGCAACACCAGCAACACCAGCAACACCAGCAACAGCAACAGCAGCAGCAACAGCAGCAUCAGCAGCAGCAAGGAGCGCAGCUGAUGACAGGAACCCCUCUUCCGCCCCAGUCUAUGAAAACGCAGCAGCGUCUGCUGACCCUCAGGCAACAGUAGCCGCAGCAGCAGCAACAGCAGCAAUGCCAUCAGCAGCAGCAACAGCAGCAGCGCUGCCAGCAGCAGCAGCAGCAACAGCAGCAGCAGCACCUGCUGCAAGCGCUGCUGGAGCGUACUUCGGUAAGGACUUCGCGAGUCGGCUGUAUGGCCACCGCACAGUGAGCACUUGUGUGCGCCGCCGCGAGGCAGCAGCAGCAACAGCAGCAGCAGCAACAGCAGCAACAGCAGCAGCAGCAGCAGCAAAUGCAGCAGCAGCACUGGGAGGCCGCCACUCACGCGAGAGAAAGUCCCCCACCCAAGUGAGGGGCCCCUCACGGGCCUCAGGAACAGCAGGAAGGCCCCCUCGUGGGGCCCCACUUGCUGCUGCCCCCUGCAGAAGCAGCAGCAGCAGCAAGCCUGCCUUCGUCAGCAAUAAGAGUGCCAGCAGCAGCAGCGACUGCAGCAGCAGCAAAAGGCACGAGCAAGCAGGCCCACGCGUUGCCCGCAAAGCCUUCAAGGCGCCUGGAGUGUUGGCACUUGAAAAGGGCUUACCUGCUGUUCCUGCUGCUGCUCCUGCUGCUGCUCCUGCUGCUGUUCCUGCUGCUGUUCCUGCUGCUGCUCCUGCUGUUGCUGCUGCAGCGCCGAGUAUUGACUCUGGUGGCGCUGCUGCGCGCCGUGAGGAGGGCCGCAGGGGUAGCCGGAAAGACGCCGGGCAGCAGCAGCAGCAGCAGCAGCGGGAAGAGCGGCAGCAGCAGCAGCAGCGGCAGCCGAAGAAACGGCAGCCGCAGCAGCAGCAGCAACCUGAACAGCGGCAGCAGCAGCAGCAGCAGCAGUUGAAACAGCUGCUGCGGCCGGCCUGCGUGCCGCAGCUAGACCUCAGCAAGCUGCAGCGCGACGAGCAAGAUGAGCAGCAGAGCCGCGUGUGUGCUGCGCAGCAGUUCAGCACAACGAGCAGCCGCAGCAGCGGCCGCAGCGUCAACCUGCAGCAGCAGCAGCAGCAGCAGCAGCAGCAGCAGCAGCACGGGGGCGACAGCAGCAACUGCAGCGCAGAACGCCUCUUCGAUGGCAGAAGACCUGUUGUGCCUCUUUCUUCCAGAGUUGUCCGCUGCAACCAGGCGCUGUUCACUGCCCGCCAGCAGCAGCAGCAGCAGCAGCAGCAGCAGCAGCAGCAGCGGCAGCAGCGGCAGCAGCAGCCGCAGCAAGAGCAGCAGCGGCACCGGCGGCAGCAGCAGCACGCAGAUGCAGGAGAUCGUGGCCCUGUUUCGGCACGACAGGCUGAAGGACGCUCACGGGGAAGCAGCAGCAGCAGCAGCAGCAGCAGCAGCAGCAGCAGCAGCAAUGGCGCAAGGAUCGUUGCUGCAAGUAACCACGCAGACGCGGCGAACGUGAAACAGGAUGGACAGCAGCCGCAGCAGCAGCAGAAGCGGCAGCAGCAGCAGCAGCAGCAGCUGCAGCAGCAGUCUGAAGAAUUCGAAGAUGCUUGUCCAAAAGCUCUGGCGGGCCGCUUGGCUGAGGCCCGUAGAGUGAGGCUACGGAGGGCCUCAAUGCAGCAGCCACUGAAGCAGCAGCAGCAGCAGCAGCAGCAGCAGCAGCAGCAAACGCAGCAGCAGCAGCUGCAGCUGCUGUCCCAAAUCGCCCCUAAGUCGAAGGACGCUCGCCCUGCAAACGCCCGGUGCCGCUCUCUAUCGAAGAAGACCUUAGCAGCAGCAGCAGCAGCAGCAGCAGCAGCAAAUGGGCGGCCUUUUGAGUCUGCAGCAAAGGAAAUGAGAGCUUUUGAGGGCCCUCGGUAUGCUCCCACCACCGCAUCUACAAAGGACGGCUCAGUGCCGGACCAGCAGCAGCAGCAGCAGCAGCAGCAGCAGCAGCAGCAGCAGCAGCGGCAGCAAAGUCUUCACAAGGUGAGCUCAGAAGCAGCCGGGGCUAAGCUGCAGCAGCAGCAGCGGCGGCUGCUACGGCUCUCCGCCGUUGCAGCAGGCCAGCAGCAGCAGCAGCAGCAGCAGCAGCAGCAAGCGCCUCACAGCUCUGUGCCAACAGUGGCAGCUGCUGCUGCUACUGCAGCGUCUGCGGGCCCAGCUGAGCAGGAAGGCUCCCAGGAGCAUGUGCGAAGUAGCAGCAGCAACAGCAGCAGCAGCAGCAGCAGCAGCACAGCCGACCUCUCAACCCGCAGCAGCAGCAAAAACCAGCAGGAGCACAACGGCCCCGCAGAGGCCCUUGCCGUGACCACCCAAACAACUGCAAGUUCAGCAGCAAACCAGCAGCAGCAGCAGCAGCAGCGGCAGCAGCAGCAGCAGCAGCAGCAGCCACGUAGACGCUGUGCCCGCAGCAGAGAGCCUUGGAAUCAAAAGGCCCCCAGUAAGGGGGCCUCCAAGGGCCUCAGCAGCUUCUUUGGUCCUUAG
Molecule: messenger RNA, 4707 nt
Organism: Eimeria necatrix
Lineage: Eukaryota; Apicomplexa; Conoidasida; Eucoccidiorida; Eimeriidae
Exons: 7
Coding region: 1-4707 (1568 amino acids)
Biological process (GO): microtubule-based movement
Molecular function (GO): microtubule motor activity
Source: RefSeq, a predicted model, not a curated record